Messenger RNA from Drosophila obscura, 5006 nucleotides. RefSeq names its product protein transport protein Sec24C (gene Sec24CD). Gene Ontology annotation, molecular function: SNARE binding; zinc ion binding. The transcript is spliced from 7 exons. The coding region runs from base 464 to 4102 and encodes 1212 amino acids. Gene Ontology annotation, biological process: COPII-coated vesicle cargo loading; endoplasmic reticulum to Golgi vesicle-mediated transport; intracellular protein transport. The record is from RefSeq and is a predicted model, not a curated record. Gene Ontology annotation, cellular component: endoplasmic reticulum exit site; COPII vesicle coat. NCBI's taxonomy places the organism in Eukaryota, Metazoa, Arthropoda, Insecta, Diptera, Drosophilidae.
UUUUACAUUACACGCACCACCUCGAAAUGCUAUAACAGUGCGCUAACAGCACGCAUUGUCAGUUAACAGCGAACACGAACAGCUGUUGAGCAGUGUGACCGCGGAUUUAUCCAUCAAAUAUACCCCGCACAGGCGACAACUUUACGUGGCAAACAACUGUCAAAUGGCUGCAACCAAAUGAGCAGCAAAAAAAAUCGAAUUAGGGAACUGACGUGGAAGUUUGUUUUUGCUUGAAACUAAUUUGCGCUUUUAAUUGCCAUUCCGUGCCGUGGCCAAGGAAAGUUCCCGUGGAACGAUUCAAGCGCAACCAGCAGCGGCAGUCAGUGGACAGAAAUUGGCCCAAAGAAGCCAGGAAAUUGUGUUUUUGCCUUGGCGAACUUUGAGCUGCUGCCAAUUUCUUCUCCUGCCUCUCUCUCUCUCUGUGUGUGAAAGUUGUUGUCUGUCUUAAUUGUUGGCUGAAAGAAUGAAUCCGAAUAUGUACGGGCCGCCGCCUACGCAAUUCCAGCCACAACCGCUGCAGCCGCAGCAGCAACAAUAUGCAGCACCACCGCCAGUGGCUGCACCUGGUGGUUGGCCACCUCAACAGCAGCAGCAGUCGCAGCCGCCGCAGCAGCAACAACAACAACAACAACCACAGUAUGGAGCUCCACCCACAUCGUCGGCGCCACAAACGUACCUUAAUGGCAACUAUCAGCAGCAGCUGGCCACGUCGAUGGGCGGCCUAAAUAUGGGUGGUGGUGGUGGUGGUGGGGUGCCGGCAUUGAAGAUUGCCCAGCAGCAGCCACCGUUGGGACAGGCACCACCACCCACCGCCGGUCAGGGUGCACCGCCCACGGGUUUCAAUCAAUUCAAUUCGAAUUCUGCGCCUCUGCCUCCGACCAACAAUAAUAAUGCUUUUGCUGCACCGCCGCCGUCUGCCAGGGAAGCAGCAGGCGGCUAUGCCAAUGGACCGACACCAGUGGGAGCCCCGGCCGGUGCUCCGCCACCGCCUACCAGUACACCGCAGAGCGUCGCCAGUGGAAUCAAUCAGAUGAGCCUGAACAGCGGACAUUUGGCGGGAUUGCCGCAUAUGCCGCCGCCCAAGUCUGCUACGCCCCAGAACGCAGCAGGAGCUGUGCCGCCACCACCCCUGGGUGCACCAGGAGCUCAACCAGCUGCAGGACCCUUUGGUGUGAGCACCUCAAGACCCGGCCAGCCGCUGUUGCCCCCCGGAGCAGGUGCGCCACCAACAUUUACGCAAGCAGGACUGCCGCCACAGUCGCAGCCGGGAUUGCCACCCAUGCAGCAGGCCGGUUUGCCACAGCAGUCGGGUCUGCCGUCCAUGCAACAGCCGGGACUGCCGCCGCAGUCCCAGGCAGGUCUGCCGCCCCCACUGCAGCAAUCAGCUAAUUCAUUUGGUGCACCACAGCAGCAGCAGCAACCAGGAGCGCAGUUUGGAGCACCACAGCAGCAGCAGCAGCAAUCGGCAGCGUCCUUUGGUGCACCACAGCCAGGCGGCUUCCCAGGCAGCUAUCCAGGCGGUCCACCGCCACUUCCCGGCCAACAAUCGGCGGCACCACCACCACAAUUUGGAGCGCCACAGACUGCAGGGUAUCCUGGUCAGCAGCAGCCCGCAGCGCCAGGAUACCCACCACAGCCCGGACAGCAGCCUGGAGCGCCAGGCUAUCCCCCACAACCCGGCGGCUAUCCAGGGCAGCCAGGACAGCAGCAACGUCCUGGCUUUAAUCAACCUCCGAUGCCUGGCGCUGGCAACAUGUACCAGCAGGCACCGCAGCAGCGACGCCUGGAUCCCGACCAAAUGCCGAAUCCCAUCCAAGUGAUGAUUGAGAACCAGAGGCUAGCCGGCGGCCCGUUCGUGACCAAUCAGCCGGGUCUGUUGCCGCCGCUGGUGACGACCAAAUUUGUGGUGCACGAUCAGGGCAACUCGUCGCCGCGAUUCUUGCGCUCCUCGCUGUACUGCAUACCCAACACAGGGGAUCUGCUGAAGACCACAGCGCUGCCAUUGACGCUGAACAUCUCGCCGCUGGCACGCACCGCCGAGGGAGAGCUGGAGCCGCCCAUAGUGAACUUUGGGGACAUGGGUCCGAUACGCUGCAAUCGCUGCAAGGCCUACAUGUCGCCCAAUAUGCAGUUUGUGGAUGCGGGACGCCGUUUCCAGUGUCUGAUGUGCAAGGUGUCGUCAGAGGUUCAUCCCGAUUACUAUCAGCAUUUGGAUCACACAGGACAGCGUGUGGACAAGCAUGAAAGACCUGAAUUGCUGCUGGGUACCUACGAAUUUCUAGCCACCAAGGAUUACUGUCGUAACAAUGUCCAGCCAGAGGUGCCUGCAUUUAUCUUCAUCAUUGAUGUGUCCUACAAUACGGUCAAAUCGGGUUUGGUCCAUCUACUGUGCGCCCAAAUCAAGAACAUACUCAAGCAUUUGCCGGUGGACCAGGGCCAGGAUAAGUCCAAGGUGCGCGUCGGUUUCAUCACCUACAACAGCACCGUGCACUUUUACAACAUCAAGAGUAAUCUGGCCCAGCCCCAGAUGAUGGUGGUGGGCGAUGUUCAGGAGAUGUUUAUGCCCCUGCUCGAUGGUUUCCUCUGUGAUCCGGAGGAAUCGGCAGCUGUCAUUGAUGCUCUGAUGGAGGAGAUACCGCGCAUGUUUGCAGACACCAAGGAAACGGAAACGAUUCUGUAUCCGGCCAUACAGGCCGGUCUGGAGGCACUCAAAGCCUCCAAUGCAUCGGGCAAGCUGCUGGUGUUCAACUCCACGCUGCCCAUAGCUGAGGCGCCGGGCAAACUGAAGAAUCGCGAUGAUCGUAAGCUGCUGGGCACCGACAAGGAGAAGACUGUGCUGACACCACAGACCACAGCGUACAAUACGCUCGGACAGGAGUGCGUGCAGCAGGGCUGCUCGGUGGAUUUCUUUGUGUUCAAUAAUGCGUACAUCGACAUUGCCACCAUUGGACAGGUGGCCCGUUUGACUGGUGGAGAGGUGUACAAGUACACCUACUUCCAGGCGGACGUGGAUGGACAGCGGCUGAUCGAGGACAUAAUCAAGAAUGUCUCACGACCGAUUGCCUUUGAUGCGGUGAUGCGUGUGCGCACAUCGGCGGGCAUACGACCCACGGAGUUCUUUGGACACUUCUUCAUGUCCAAUACAACGGAUGUGGAACUGGCCAGUAUUGAUGCCACCAAAUCUAUCAGCAUUGAGAUCAAACACGAUGACAAACUGCCGCCCGAGGAGAAUGUCUAUGUGCAGGUGGCUUUGCUGUAUACCUCCUGCAGUGGCCAGCGUCGCUUGCGUGUCCUCAAUCUCGCUUUGCGCGUAACCACCACCAUUGCGGAUGUAUUCAAGAGCUGCGAUCUGGAUGCCAUUAUGCUGUUCUUUGCCAAACAGGCCUGCUUCAAGCUAAUGGAGCAUUCACCCAAACAGGUCAAGGAUAAUCUAAUUCAUCGUUCGGCACAGAUAUUGGCCUGCUAUCGCAAGCAUUGCACUUCGCCCACAUCCGCGGGACAGUUGAUACUGCCCGAGUGCCUCAAGCUGUUGCCGCUGUAUGCCUCGUGCCUGCUCAAGAACGAUGCGAUAUCGGGUGGCUCCGAUAUGACGCUGGACGAUCGCUCCUUUGUCAUACAGUUUGUGCUGUCCAUGGAUCUGAAUAUGUCUGUGAACUAUCUGUAUCCCAGAUUCAUACCCAUACACAAUGUCAGCCCCGAGGAGACGGAGCUGCCGACACCAGUGCGCUGCACGCACGAGAAGAUCACAGAGGAUGGCGCCUAUAUACUGGAGAACGGUGUGCAUUUGUUCAUUUGGCUGGGUCAGUCGCUGUCCCAGAACUUUGUGCAGUCCGUGUUCGGUGUCCAGGGACUGCAGCAGUUGGCACUCGAAAGGUUUAACAUUACAGCGGAGACGCCACUGGCGCGACGCAUCACUGAUAUUCUGGAGCAGAUUAUGCAUGAGCGCACGCGCUAUAUGAGGAUCACUUGGCUGCGACAGAACGACAAACUGGAGAGCGUGUUCCGGCAUUUCCUUAUCGAGGAUCGGGGCACCGAUGGCUCUGCCAGCUAUGUGGAUUUCCUCUGUCACAUGCACAAGGAGAUCAAGGAUCUGUUAAGUUAGCACGUAGGCUACACGUACAAGCUGCCCACAUCAGCAGCGGCAGCAGCUGCCUCCGCCUCCAGCGCUGGUGGACGCGACUGGUGCGAUAGCUAUUCCCAGAAUCGGGCACGUAUGCGACGGCUAUCAUCGAUGCGCAGUCGCUUUGGCAAGUGAGGCAAGCAGUGGAGUGUUGUAUGUCAUCGUGUGGAGUGAAGCAGGCGCUGGAACUUCAAUUAUAUCUACAUAUAAAUACAUACACAUCUAUAUACUAUAUAUAUCUAAUUAUUAAUUGCUAUCAUUUCGUGCGUAUCAAAUCUUCCAUUAAUUUUAUUAAAGUUUUCACAUUUUCCGCAUUGUUUCCAACAAAUUUCCACCCCUUUUCGAUCUAAAUAAUUCUUGAGCGCCCAGGGCCUUCAAAAGAAAUGAAACAUUUUGUUAAACGAGGCCAACAACUAGCUAAAAUUUUACUCUCUUAUCAAAUUCCAUAAAUAUUUAAACAAGAAAAAAAAAUGUAAUUAAAAAUUACUUGCAAAUUUCCUCUCUCACACUUGAGAUCUUUUAGGAUGAGGUUUGAUGAUGAUGUUAGAUCAUGAUUAGUUUUUAGAGUGUUUUCUUCUACCAUGUAUUUUUUUCAUAUUUGUUGCAAUCAUUUUGUGUGCACUGCGCCCUGCUUUUUAUUCCCUUUACUUAAUGUAACUGAAACGAUUAUUAUUAUUAUAACAACAUAAAUGUUUUAAUGUGAGAAUUAUUCUAAUUCUUUGGUAUAUUGCCCCCUCCCACACUACUUCUCGUCCUUCCCAUCUGCUCCUCGUUGUCCACAUUAUCGAUAGAAAAACAAAAAUUAAAAACUGUGUGUGCAACUAAAAACAAAAGAUAUAUUACAGAUAAAUGAAGAAAAGGAAUAAAAACUCUUUAAUAAAAACAC